GCUCUCACAGGGUCCUUUCUCACCUCUCUAAACCAGUCUGUCAAAUCACGGCAGCAUGUGAAACCCCCUGCAAAACUUUUUUUCAGGAUACUUCAAUAACCGGCUUUUAAAUGUGCAUCUCUUCUGGAUGAUAUUUUGUACUCUUUCCAAUACUUUGGCUGACAGGGCUUUAUAUGGACUGAAAUGGUGCAAUGCUCCAUAGGACAGUGCCGCGUAUAUUUUGGAUGUGUUGGAUACUGCUUUUCUGUCUGUUAAUAUGCGGUGUUGAGUGUGCCCGUGCACAGAGCUGUCAUGAAGUUAAAACUGCUUUCCAGCUGCGCCAAGUUGGUCCAUUGAAAUGGGUUCCAGAGACAGCAGAAACAGAUGCAGAUCUACUCAUCUGCAAGCACCAGGGUCCCACCUGCUGCACUCGCAAGAUGGAAGAGAGCUACUAUGCAGCCGCCAAGAGAGACACACUCCAAGACAUUUUCUCCUAUAGCUUAGAACUCAAAUUUCUCAUCCUGGGCCAUGCCUCUUCCCUCCAGGAUACCUUCCAGUCCCUACUCUCCUUUACUUUAAAUCAGACAUAUUCCCUCUUCGACAGCACCUACCAGCCAAUCUCCCAGGAUGCGAGACCUAUAGUGUCUACCCUAUUCUCUGAGCUUGGCUUCUACCUCCGUGGCGACGCCAACAUCUCUGUGGAACGCUCUGUCGAUAUUUUCUUUGACAAACUCUUCCCGUUGGUCUAUCAAAACCUGGUCAAUCCUGGCUUGGGUUCCCCUGUAUCUAUCUGGUCUGCCGAAGGAAGCGAGUGCUUGCGUGCUACUCGGCACGACAUCAACCCCUUCGGCUCUCAUCCACAAGCCCUUUUCCAGGAGCUGUCUAGGGCACUAUCUACAGGCCGUGCCCUCAGUUGGGCACUGGUGGUGGGCGGGGAGGUGCUCAACACCACCGAGAUGAUGGUGUUGGCGCACCAAUGUGGACGUGCACUGGUGCGGAUGCAUUUUUGCCCACAUUGCCGUGGGUUGACGCUGAUCCGACCAUGUAGAGGACUGUGUCUCAACGUAAUGCGGGGUUGCCUAGCAGGUCUUGCUGAGUUAGAUGGACCUUGGCAACGCUAUGUAGCAUUUCUGGAGGGGCUUAGCAGGACGCAAGCAGGAGGUUACGAGCUAGAGCUGGCGCUUCUACACAUCCGGGAGAGGAUAAAUGAUGCCAUCAUUACAGCACAACUACAGGGGCCACAUCUCAGUGCUGUGGUGGGUAAAGUUUGUGGUUCUUUGACUGAGUCGGUUUCCUCCACUCCAAUCAUUUCCACCUUAAGGAGUCCGGGUCAUUUAGUGAACCAAACUGUAGAACUCCAAACCUCAGUCACGUCAUCCAGUCCUACAACACUUGAUACAGGCAACCUACGUGAGCACAUUACACUCAAAAGAAGGUCUUUGCCUCUGAAGCCAUCCAAAAAUGGCAAACAUAGAAGCCUGAAAAAUAUUUCAAAGGAGUUUAUGGGCUACAUCCAGCGGUACAAAACAUUCUUCUCCAACCUGCCAGAGAUGCUGUGCGAUGGAGAAGUGGUGAUGGAUGAAAACACCUGCUGGAGCGGAGAAGACGUGGUUGAGAGCUAUACAGGCCACGUGGUGGGGAAUGGACUGCAAGCCCAGAGACAUAAUCCAGAGAUAAAAGUCAAAAUUGCUGAUCCAGUUCUGGUAGUAGUGAAGAAAAGGCUAGAGCACUUUAACCAGGAGCUGUGGGGUGAGACGGGUGUGUCAACAGAUGGCCACGAAGAAGCUGAGAUGGGCAGCGGCAACACAGCAGAAGGCAGUGGCGAGUGCGACGAUGAAGAUGGCUGUCAAGGAUCAGGAUACCGCGAAGGCGAAACAGUGGACGUUCAGAAGAAAAUCCGAAUACCAUGGCGUGCUAUAACCCCAAUCAACCCCAGAGCCAAACUAGGAGUGAAUGUCAAAGGAGCCGCCUGCAACCUGACCAUCUUACCCAUCCUGGUCCUCCCUCUCUUAUCCAUAAUACUCCUUCUCCUGUCACCCGAAGCCAUCUGAUGCUCACAGUCCAGAGCAAAGAACAGGACUAACAUGAGCAGAAAAGACUCAAGUUUCAAGCAUGCAUUUGCACUAGUUCCCUUAGAAGUGUGCACAUUCGUCUCAUGCUGUGCUUCGUCUCAGCUGCUCUCCUCAAAUGCUCAGUAUGUUCUUAAGUCAGCCCCAAAGGAUGUGACCAUUUUUCGUUAUAUUUACACUGGCUUGUUUGCUCUGUCCUGUUGUAAAGGGUUUUACAGUAUAUAGCUACUAAGUAGUGUACUCGAAAGAAGACACAAGUUUGUCUGAGAAUACUUAGAAUACUCGACAUCCACUGUCACUUGUUGAUGGUUUACUGUAAUAUUAUAUUGUCCCUCUAUUUCAAAUAUUCUCAUUUUCAACUCUUUUUUUCAGCAGUCUUGGUUCUGCAAUUAUUUUCCCUAUUCAUUAUUUCCAUAGGAAUUUCAGAAAAUCUUCAAAUAAAGAGUUCUUUAACCAACCAGCUCUGUGAACGCGGCCAAUCUGUAAACGAUAAAAUAUUCACUAUUUCAAAAGUAUAGCCACAAGUUGUAAACAGUAUACGUGUUAACAUGAUUUUAGUGUAAUAAGUUAACUUAGUUGCCUACUAUGUAGUCAACAAACCCUAAAACCCAAAACAACUUUUAACAACUUUACAGCUCAAAUAAUACACGAGUUUUAACAGAAGAAUUAAUGUAAGUGCUUUUAUAAAAUUAUAAGCUUCACAUUUCUGUCUUUAACUCUCCAAAAUAUGGCCCCAUUCACUUCCAUUGUAAGUGUCUCACUGUAACCUCGAUUUUUGCUUUUUAUAAAGAAAAGGAGGGACGAGUCAAAAUAAUUUUUUUGUGAUAAUCAACAUUAUGCCACAAAUGCUGUUGACUGAGCUCAACUUGUAUUGAACCCAGAAUAUUCCUUUAAAGUAUUAAUUUUACAUUAAUCACUUUAAAACAUACAAUACCAUAUAUUUUAUUGCAGUUAUUACGAAAUUAUCUAUAAACAAAUAUAUAUAUGUAAGUUGUUUAAGAGUGUAAGGAGACUGAAUCAAUUAAUUUUGUUAUUUUAAUUUAAUUUUUUUGCUGCCGCUGCUUUCCGUUUCCAUGGAGAUUCCUCUGAUUGGUUAAUCUCACUUCAGGAUUAUGGGUAGUGUAGUACUUCAAAGAAUUCAUUAAAAUGAUGUUGAAAUCACACGGAUUUGUGGUUAUCAAAGAGACUCAGUGCUCAUGGUAAGUCUGUCUUGAAAGUUGUAUACAUUAUUGCUAAAAAAAAAUAUUUGUGAAGAAAAUUAAUCAGAUUUUUACUUCUGAAACCCUACUUUUGUGUUCUAUUAUGCUCGUCUGGUUCAGGACAUUUUGAAAUUACACAUAUUCCAUCCUGAAAUCAUUGUCACCCUCCAAGAGAAGGUAUUGGGAAGGCCACCCAUGUUUUUUGAUGUGUGUACUAUUGUAUGAGUGAAUUAUAUUCAAGAAAGAAAAUGUAGUCUUCCUUUUAUCGAUCUACCUGUUUGUGCAAUGCAAGGACUUUUAAAAAGUCAAAAUCUACAUUAACAUAUUUAUACUGAAAUUUAUGUAUACAAAGUGUGUACAAUAUAUGGUAUUGUUGGGUUGUGCAUGUAACCAUUUUAAAGAAUGCAAAUAGCUUUUGAUUAACUCAUAGUAUAUUAAAACUUUAUUUUUAGCUAUAUGUACAAAGUUUCAUACUGUUGACUUUUAACGCUUCUCCAAGAUUGCAACAUUUUUCAUGUUUCGACCGUUCGCCAUGACAUCACAACACAAUGACACUUUUCCAUGUAACUCUGACAGCACCAUGAAUCAUUUAUUAAUUUAAAUGC
Messenger RNA from Myxocyprinus asiaticus (Chinese sucker), 3852 nucleotides. RefSeq names its product glypican-5-like. The coding region runs from base 192 to 2030 and encodes 612 amino acids. Gene Ontology annotation, cellular component: cell surface; plasma membrane; extracellular region. The record is from RefSeq and is a predicted model, not a curated record. Gene Ontology annotation, biological process: positive regulation of canonical Wnt signaling pathway; cell migration; regulation of protein localization to membrane. The transcript is spliced from 9 exons. NCBI's taxonomy places the organism in Eukaryota, Metazoa, Chordata, Actinopteri, Cypriniformes, Catostomidae.